AUGUUUUUUGCUCUUCGCCGCGGUUAUAUCAUGCUGGGAAUAGUGUUUCUCGCCUUGCUGGCUGGCGGUUCCGCGGAACUGGGUUACCAGUAUCAGCAGAAUAGCUACGGAGGACCGGUGAAUAACCAAGGGGAGUAUCCCGCCCAGCCUAACGAUCACUACCAGGAGCAUCACGACUUCCACAAGCACUUCUACGCCUUUGAAGCGCCCUACGAUUCCUCAGAAGAGGCUGACCUGGUAGAGACCAAGCUGGCAGGUCUCUCCCAGAAGAACCUGCAGGUGGUGUUCAUCAAGGCGCCGGAGAACAAGGCCGUGGUGGGUGCCCUCAACGCCUUGGCAAAGCAGACCACGGAGGACAAGACGGUCAUCUAUGUGCUGAAUAAGCAGACGGAUGCCCACGAACUGGCAAGCGAACUCAGCUCCUUGAAGGCGCAGCACAAGCAUAAGCCCCAGGUUCAUUUUGUCAAAUACAGGACGGAGGCGGAGGCUGCCCAGGCCCAGCAGCACAUUCAGGCGCAGUACGGAGGAGCGGGAACAGUCUCCCAGUCGGGACAGGCCUCCUCCUUGGGUUACUACCCGGAGCAGCAGCCGCAAUUCGAUCAGCAGGGAUACUAUCCGGAGGGAGCUCAGCGCCCUGGCGAGUACCCAGUGCCUUCACCUGGCUAUCUGCCGCCACCCUCUCAGCCUUCGCCGGGCUAUCUGCCGCCAGUGCCCAGCUACUCCUCCCUGGGCCAGGGUUACAGUGCAGCUGGAGGAGCGCUGGACCUGCCUCCAGUGCCUGAGGCCCAGCAGGAUCUCUCCGCCAGCUAUAACGAUGGUAGUCAGGAUUACCGAUCGGCCAGGUCACAGCGCAUAGAUUUCAGGGUCAACGAGCGAAGAAGGUCAGGUAGCCGCAUGGUUUUUCCCACCUCUUCUCCCUCGACCAUUUCCAGGUCUUACCUGCCCUUACCCGUCCCAGCCAAGCGACGACGACUCUAG
Molecule: messenger RNA, 978 nt
Organism: Drosophila kikkawai
Lineage: Eukaryota; Metazoa; Arthropoda; Insecta; Diptera; Drosophilidae
Gene: TwdlR
Product: TweedleR
Source: RefSeq, a predicted model, not a curated record